UUCCUGUAUACCAGUGGUUAUUAAAAAGUAAUGCAUAAAAUGCAAAUACUGUAAGAGGGGAAAUGUAAAUCGAUUGUUAGUUUUCUUCUCUAACAAAAUGUUAGUCUCGCUGACCCCCUCAGCAAAUCACUGACUUUUUAUAUUGUUGGCUAAUCAACGCACCCUCUCCUCUGCCUCUUCGGUCACAUACACAAAAUGGAAUUAAAGAUAUUUGUUGUGCGUUGCUUAUCUGCAUUUAUCGAAGGACAGAUAUGAGCCCUUUGGGACGAUAGGAGACAAAUUCUUAUGGGACGCGUCUCGCAAAGUUUCCAUUUCAUAAGAUUUUCUAUGGUUUUCCAACCACGUUUUUACAAGCGUAGUUACUUCAGAGUCUUGAUUUCGUUAGCAUGAAUGGAAGCGGUGGUCGCACAGAAGAUAUAAGAGGCGUCUUCUCGCGAUAUCUCGAAGAGUUGGAUCCCGAUGGAUUUCUCUUCUCAAACUUGUAUGAAUGUUUGUCCUCUGACGAGAAAGUCAUGGCGGACGGGUUCAUGGAGGGGACUGGGCAGUUAAAUUUUGGAUUUUCAGCAGACUUCACUGCAAAUCUGUCUUUGAAUCCAGGACUGCAAUGCAAUGGAAUCUUGGGCCUUCCUCUGGAAGGGCAAGGCACAUCAGUUGGACAUCCAAUUGACAUUCCCAAUUUUGGAGGACAGCACCGAAGCAAGAACUUUCCCAUGACCCCACCAGAUUCGGAUGGACCAGACUCCCCAGAUGCAAACCAAGUUCUUUUGCCUAAUACACCUGGAAAUCAUCACAUCAUGCUAUCAUCAAUUUCCCACUCUGGAGGAAGGCAGGUACAGCAAGGAUGUCCCUUAAGUAGCUCAGAAGAAUUCUCCUUACAGUCCAUCAGCAAUGUCCCUGAACCAAAAAGGAAGAGGAAAAGAGAUUCAGAGAGUAGUGAAACAUUAACAGCAAACAGAAUAUCAUCACUCAGGCUUAAUUCUUUGAAAUCAGAGCCAGAUGAUUACUGUUUGGAUGGGAGUGGUUCAGAGGGCCUUGACUCUCCUGAUCCCUUCACCACCACUGCCACUCCUGAGCUCGAAAACUACCAAUGCUUAAAGUGGUCGCCGUACAAAACCGAUGAAUGCUGCAGCAUAUUUGACGACUCUUCCCAAAUGAUUCCUCCACCUCAGUUUAGAGUAGAUGCUGACAAAGGUUUCAAUUACUCUUUUGUGGAUGAAGCAUUUGUUUGUCAAAAGAAAAAUCAUCUCCAGAUAACAGCUUUCAUGAACCUUCAAUCUGCCCAAACACCCAAAUAUGUCCAGGGAGAGCAAACAGAGUUAAGACGUAUUGACAAGUUUCGGCUACACAUCUAUGGAAUUAAGAUGGAAUCCAAAGCCAGUCAAAUUGGUGUUGAACAAUCUCAAGCUGACAGAAGCAAGAGACACUACGAACCACUGCAAUUUGAAAUUUCACCGAAAGAGCAAACAAAGAUUACAGUUGGAAGACUGCAUUUCAGUGAAACAACAGCAAACAAUAUGAGGAAGAAAGGAAAGCCAAAUCCUGAUCAGAGAUACUUCCUGCUUGUUGUUGCUGUGUAUGCUCAUGCCAAAAACAAGGAAUUUUUAGUGUGUGCAAAUGUGUCGGAAAGAAUCAUUGUUAGGGCUUCAAAUCCUGGCCAGUUUGAGAAUGACAUGGAAGUUGUUUGGUCAAGAGGGCAAACCACAGACUCAGUUUACCGAAUGGGUCGUGUUGGUAUCAACACUGACCGACCAGAGGAAGCAUUAUCAAUUCAUGGGAAUCUGAAGGUCACGGGUCGCCUUGUGCAUCCAUCGGACAUUAGAGUCAAGGAGAGCAUAGAGGAGGUGGAUACUAGGGAGCAACUUAGAACUAUCUCCAGAAUCAACCUUUACAAAUACCGCUUCAGUCGCGAGUAUUUAGAGCACGCUGGUUUAAGAGCAAGUGACUCUGACGGGGAGGACACGGGGGUCCUGGCACAGGAAGUAAAGGAAGUCUUACCUGAGGCUGUGAAGGAAUCAGAAGAUGUAAUUUUACCCGACGGAAAAACGAUAGAGAGAUUUUUGGUUGUUAAUAAAGAAAGAAUCUUCAUGGAAAACGUUGGUGCUGUCAAAGAGUUGUGUAAACUGACGGACAAUCUAGAGGUCAGAAUAGACGAGCUGGAAACAAUGAAUCAAAAACUACAACGAAAACGCUGUGAUACUGUUAGCACGUUUAGUAGUUUGAGCUUGUCGAGGUGUAGUUCCUUCAGGGCGUCAAUUAGCAGUAAGAAGCCAACUCCAGAACGUAAAAAGAGAUGCCAUCAUCACCACCACUGUCACCAUCAUCACCACUGCGCAUGUAGACCUCACGGAGUUGUUCAUGAUGAGCCAGUAUGGUGCUCGCCCAGGUUCAUGCAGUUGACUAUUGUCUCUCUUAUAGUCUCCGUGGUUCUCAGCCUUGUUGGGAUAGCUGUUAUUUUAUCUCUUAAAAAUAAUAAUCCAUCAAAUCAUGAAAAAGGUUCGAUCGGUAGUGUUGGGAUCAACAGCUCAGAAUCACCCAGUUGGUCGCCAACUGAGAUAUCAUCUAUUCCAAAGUCUACCUCGAUGAUUACAUCGCCUCCGCUUGUAAAUAAGACAGUUUCCUCGACACCACCAUAUGUAACAAGCUCAGUAACACAUGAAAGGAAACACAGCACAGAAAAGAAACCUUCCCACACCUUCGUUGCACAUGGCACCUCUUCAGUACCGAGGAAAACUUCAGUGUCACGAGCAAGGACAUCGCCCGAGACCUCUCCGAUAACUACCCACGUGAUCAAGCCUAUCCAAGAACUGAAAUCGUCUGCGAGCGAGGGUAGAACAAUCCCACCAAGAUCGAGGCAUUGUUGUAAACAGACCAACACUAAUCAACAGGAAAGACUGCUCAGAGGCAAAGAGGUGUAUUACGAUAGCCCCACCCCACCUAGGGGCUCACUUAUUGGUCAAUUACGCGAUCCAGUAAUUCGAAUUUUAGAGCAAAAUUACCCCAUCAAGAACGAGAACAGUUCUCAGAAUUCUUCACUUUACAUUCCAGUCAGCCCCAACUUACCGCUUAAACCCAUAACUCUCGAGAUCAACUCCACUGGAAGUUCAUUGGUGUUGUUGUGUAACACGAAAUGCAAUCCACAAGAUGGCUGCCAAGACAGCACGAAUCCGCCAAAACUUGAUACUGAAAAGGAUCAGGACAAAUGGACAAUGAGUCACAGAUGGCAGCUUCCUGUUGCUUAUUAUUUCCAGAGUACGUAUCAUUUUCGUCUGGUAUUGUUGCGUAAAGCUAAUGUUACCUGUACCACAGUUCUCCCGCCGAAUGUUUCACGAUUUCAGGACUACCAUUUCCAUUUCAUACGCAAGUGCAGUAAUUGAUGUAACCAACAGUUACGUUGCCUAAACCAUUUUUCGUUGAAUAUGUACGUGUUAUUUUAUUAUUUUAACGUUCGGGUAUUAAGUGUAUUUGUGAGUAGGGGUCGCUUUGUGUGGUAAAAUAUUAUUGCAUAAACUAUUUUUUUGCUUAUUUAAAUAUUACUUUAUCAUUUUGUCGCGCGUUUAAUAGCUUUUUCUGUCAGUUGGCGUCGUUUGGUGUGAUACAGCUUUCUUACCGGUGUAUUAUUUCUCUCCAACUUCAAUUCCUUUAUUAUAAAUCUACGCGUCUUAGGAUCAGUUCUGGAAACGAAAUCUAACGUAGAGCACGGUUUAAGAGAAUCGAUGAACUUAGGAAUUUCUCUAUAAAAGUGGAUUUUUUCAGUAAAAGAAUAUCCUUUACAUUUUUAGCUUCGAACCUUUUACGCUUCAUAGAAAAUUCUCAAUUGAAAAUAACUUUUGAGUAUUUGCGUGUACUUCUGCUUCGUGGGCAUUCAAAUGAAGGUUUUGUGUUGUAUUUGUAGAGGGUACUGUAUGUCGUGCUUUAGAACAAACUCGUGAAUAGUCUCCGUAGCUAGGUAUAUAGUUUUGUACCUUUGUAUUGUGUAUAAAAAAACCUGGUUUUUAACCUUCAAGGGUUUUUUUUCCAAAACCAGCGUACGAAACAAAUUAGUCGGCUAAGACCACGCCCCAUCACACUCUAAAAUUGCGAUUAUAAUCCUUAAUUUGUAAGGCAAAUCAACUUGAAUGAGUAGUCGACAAUUGUUGUUCGACUCUGUGAUAAAUCUUGGAUAUAUCUCCCUCUUGUGAAGUUGUAGUUAAAUAUUUUUUGCUCCUCCAUUCAGUCAGAAAUGCUAUGCAUUCUAGCCAACUCUCAAUAUUCGUAUAAUUUGUUUUAAAUCUGCAUUCACAUUUGUUAGUGUAUUUUAAUUAUCAUACAUAAAUGUCACUAUUUCAAUGAUUGGUUAAAAUUACGGAGGAUUUUACAGCUGGCACUGUGUUCGUUACCUCAUUCCUACAGAAAAAUGAUUUUAUACGUGUACUAGUGACGUCAUACCCACAGACGUAAGCUUUAAAGCAUGUUUUUUGAAAACAAAUUCUCGAUCGCUUCCUGGCGAGAAUUUUUUAAGGCAGUGUAGUAGGACACUUUCAUGUUAGUUUCGUAGUUGUUUACUAGAUAGACACUAGUUAAACCUUACAGGUUUCGAAGAAGAUUAGUUACAUGUGUUCAAGGCUACAGCACAACCAAGUAUUGGGAGUGUGGGUGGAUCUGCUACCCCAAAAUUAUCGAAACAAUCUCUUAAGUGGCAUAGAAGCCGCUCACAUUUUGCAAGUCUCCUUUGCAAAUGAUUUUUUUCUUUUCAAGUAAGUUACCAUUGAAGUUAAGGAAGGGGGGGAGGGGAAGGGCUAGGCGUUGUAGUUACUUUUUCGCAACCGUCUUUCUCCGCCUUUUUAUUUUCUUGUACGAUUAAUCAAGAGCUUACCAGUUCCGUAUACUUUGUUCCGAAUCAUUCGUUGAAGUGUUAGUUUGCUCCAGUGUGUACGAGCAUAGAAGCAACGGCAUCGUUGCGAAAGAGACUUAAGUGCAUUCAAAACUGAUGUUGUUGUGAUUUAGAUUAAGUCGUGUUGGAUGAGCUGUUUUAGGCAUAGUCAAACGCAUUCUCAUCAAAUUUUUCUUAGAUUAAAAGGUUUUUAACUUGAAGGUGUAUUCAAUCAGGGGUUUCAUGAAAAGCCUGUUAUACCAUCGGCUUCCGCUCAUGGAAAACGGUUAUUGAAAGCCCUUUGACUAACGUGCACCUAGAAAGUCAGUAUCUGUGAUUGGAAAGGAAGUGUCUUUUGUCAUCGGAAUUUUUCUGUUUAUUUUACUUUUGGUGGCAAGAGAAAUUUAGAGAUUGAGAACAGUCAAGAUGUUAAACUGGAAGUUAUGUUGUAGACACCUACUAGAAAAAUUCAUAGUUUUAAGUUAAGAUGUUUUUAUCUUAGGCACAGAACAGUUCUUUUUUUUUGUUUGUUUUCAUUCGUAUCCCAAUUUAUCAUUAUCAUACAGUAAUUUUUAUCGCAUUAUUACGAAAUUAAAUGGAAAUUUUAUAAUUAAUCUACGUAACGAAAUAGUGGCGGUUUUAUUGAUUAAGCAAACCACGAAGUUCAAAAGCAAAUCGAUCGCGUUGUAAGUGAUUGCUAUCAGUCGAAUUUAACAUACUAAGCGACAUAAUUGGUUUUCAUUCCUAGAGUUUCACGCGGCGCGUGAGCAUAAUUUUUUUCGCUAAAUUUUAUUCACUAGCGCGAGGAACUUCGCCAAAAGGAGAAACUGCUCAUGCACUAGUUUAUGUUUCAUGGAACAUAAAUCAAUUUCUAAAACAAAGGAAUAAGUUAACAAGCAUUUGAACUUCGUGGUUCUCAUAAUUUUAUAAACGGCCUGAAAAUUUCUAUCGUUAAAAAUAAUUCAUCAAUUAAUUGUGGAAGCACCCACUGCUGGACCCAGUACCUGCCCGCAUCUAUUUUGAGCGAGGGGCCUGAGUUAGCUAUGGUGUAGGAUUUUAUAAAACUGGCUCAAGUCGAUGUAUCAAAAUUCCACUUUGGUUCAACAUACGUUCAUUGCUUUUUCCAAGGGGAAUUUUUAUGCAUUCAGAUGGGUCCGUAUAAGUGAAUAUUAUGUUGAUGCACUAGAUAUAUGGUAAAUUUUGUACGCGUUCUUAGAAAUCGAGUGAAAAGGAAAUUGAAAGUCAGAUACUAUUUGUAAAUAAUUUGCAUCAGAAAGGUCAAUUAUGAAUUAAGUAACAUAGAAUUGUACAGAACGAAUUUUAAAAAUAAAUUAUGAUUCAUAAAAUUUUAACAAGA
This is a messenger RNA of Pocillopora damicornis (cauliflower coral), 6206 nucleotides long. RefSeq names its product myelin regulatory factor. Gene Ontology annotation, cellular component: endoplasmic reticulum membrane; nucleus. Gene Ontology annotation, biological process: positive regulation of DNA-templated transcription; protein autoprocessing. Lineage: Eukaryota; Metazoa; Cnidaria; Anthozoa; Scleractinia; Pocilloporidae. The record is from RefSeq and is a predicted model, not a curated record. Gene Ontology annotation, molecular function: DNA-binding transcription factor activity; sequence-specific DNA binding.